Molecule: messenger RNA, 375 nt
Organism: Zea mays
Lineage: Eukaryota; Viridiplantae; Streptophyta; Magnoliopsida; Poales; Poaceae
Product: serine/arginine-rich SC35-like splicing factor SCL33
Exons: 3
Molecular function (GO): RNA binding
Source: RefSeq, a predicted model, not a curated record
AGGCGUGAUGACCUUCGUAGACCAUUUGGAAAAUUUGCCCCCGUUAAAGACAUAUAUCUGCCAAAGGAUUACUACACUCGGGAACUUAGAGGAUUUGGGUUAAUCCAAUACUUUGAUCCCGAGGAUGCUUCUGAUGCAAAGUACCAUAUGGAUGGGAAGAUGCUGCUUGGAAGGGAAAUUGUUGUUGUUUUUGCAGAGGAAAACUGGAAGAAGCCUUCUGACAUGAGGGCCAGGGAAAAAAUAAGUGCUAGAGGCCGUUCUUAUGAUGGGAGGUUGCGCUCAAGGUCACCUGAGUUGAACGAUUCUCCUAGGGGUAGAUCACGGUCCCAAAGCCAAAGCUACUCGCCAGUACUCAAAUUUAGGUUCAUAUUGUAA